AUGAAGUCGUACUUGCUUAUUGCUCUAUUUAUCGUUGGUCUGCAGAUCUCCACCGAUGGGAUUGUAAAAGCUCAACAGCAAUAUACGUGUCCACAUUCUAACCCUCCAAUAGUUUGUCCUCACUCUGAUGUUCACAACUGUAUAGCUUAUUGUUCCUCCAAAGUCCCAAAGAAGCCCGAAUUAGUCGGUGAUGCCGGAUUUCCAUGUUUGAACACCCACCCCCGGCUAAUGUGUCCGUCUUCUUCCACUGCUUAUUGCCAGACCUUCUGCGCCAGUGCUGAAAGAGCGCAGCUCUAUCGUUUCAAAAUGGAAGGCUUGAAAGGAAGAUUUACGCCGAGGCUCGAUCAGCCGAGGGAUUUACUUCGAUAA
Molecule: messenger RNA, 369 nt
Organism: Venturia canescens
Lineage: Eukaryota; Metazoa; Arthropoda; Insecta; Hymenoptera; Ichneumonidae
Exons: 6
Coding region: 1-369 (122 amino acids)
Source: RefSeq, a predicted model, not a curated record